Molecule: messenger RNA, 1641 nt
Organism: Knipowitschia caucasica
Lineage: Eukaryota; Metazoa; Chordata; Actinopteri; Gobiiformes; Gobiidae
Source: the annotation of a GenBank genome assembly
AUGGUGGAACCAAACAUGGACAACUCCAAACUAAACUCAUUCAGCGAGGUUCUCACUCCCUCAGAGCUGUUCGCCGUUCGAUCACGAAGUCACAAGAUCCCGGUGAGAGGACAGAAGGACUUCAUCCCGGACGGUUCAGAGGAGCAGAGGCAAAAACUGGAACAAGCCCUGAACGAGCACUGGAGUUUAAUCUCAGAGGAGAGAGUGGAACGAUUGGGAAGCUUAGUCAGAGGAUUGUGGAUUCCUGAAGAGCAGAUUGUUGAGCUCCAAACUCCAGCUGGAAAGUUUUGGCAAACGAUGGGAUUUUCAGCCAACGGGAAACAGUACCUGCUCCCUGAAGAGGCUUUGUUCCUGAUGGAGUGUGGCAACGUGCAGGUGUUUUACAGAGGUCUGCCGUUCUCCAUCCAGGACGGAUACGAGAACUUCCUUUCUUCAAAAAGCAUCACUUUUCAACAAUAUCUGGUUUACGGACACUUGAAGAGGCUGGGGUACGUGGUGCUUCGGUUCAACCCCAGUUCAGAGCAGUCGGCGUACGCUCGUCAGCUGAACCUCCCGGUGUCCAGAGACAAAGCAGCCAAAGGGAACAAGAGGAAACGCAGCCCCACCCCCCCACGCCCGAGUGUCGCUCCAGAUGUGCCAACAGCUGCAGCGCCACAGUCUGAGACGCCACGGUUUGAGACGCCACGGUCUGAGACGCCACGGUCUGAGACGCCACGGUUUGAGACGCCACGGUCUGAGACGCCACGGUCUGAGACGCCACGGUCUGAGACGCCACGGUUUGAGACGCCACGGUCUGAGACGCCACGCUGUCAGACUGAAGCGGAGGCGAUGGAGCAGGACGGCUGUAAACAGGAAGUGAUCCGGAAGUCGGAGCUGAAACAGGGAUCAUGGUGGAGUCCAGGAGAGGCCUCUGGAUCCGGCUCCACUCCUGGAUCUCCGCUCUGGGACUUCAGAUCCAUUCACUUCCCGGACGUUGGCUCAGCGCUGCGAUCUCGGCAGGAGGCAGUUUAUCUGGGCGCUCCUGACCCGGAUCUCCUUCCCGGGGCUCUGACGGUCGGCCCGUGUGACGUCGCCCUCUGGAGGCGGAGGAUAAAUCUGAAGAAGGUUCAUAUGUCGCCCAAAGAUCUACAGAGAGAAGAGGAGGCCAACAGGAGAUGGAGGGAUGUGGACGUCAACAGGGACCCAGAGGUGCGGCGCUGCAGGAGCUGGUCGGAGUAUCGGGCUCUGAAGCUCAGGCGCAGCUCAGGUUGUCCCAGUCAUCUCUGGAACCAGGAAGUCACGCCUUUACAUGACCCCAGACAGCCCCUGCGCCACGAGGAGCUGUUGGAGAAGAUCAGCAUCAUCAAACCCACCAGAUUACUGGAAGGACUUUCCAGUCUGAGGCCUGUGGAGAACUGGAAGAUCAGCUUCAGUGUGUUUCAGCCCGAGUCCACGUCUGGGUUUAAGAAGAGCAGUCCGGGUCAGCCCUACGCCCGGAUGGUGGUGUGCAGCUUCAGCGGUCCAGUCCCAGACCUCAAUGUCCUGAAGCAGCUCUCGGCUCAGAGUCCGGAGGUGGUGCUGGUUUUUGCCGCCGUCGAUCACGGAGACAUUUCCUUCUACUCGUUUAAGGACUUCCACAUCCCACAGGACGUCUUUCCCUGA